This is a messenger RNA of Lotus japonicus, 3487 nucleotides long. Its product is annotated as phototropin-2. Gene Ontology annotation, cellular component: plasma membrane; cytoplasm; nucleus. The transcript has 23 exons. The coding region runs from base 236 to 3169 and encodes 977 amino acids. Gene Ontology annotation, biological process: protein phosphorylation. The record is from RefSeq and is a predicted model, not a curated record. Lineage: Eukaryota; Viridiplantae; Streptophyta; Magnoliopsida; Fabales; Fabaceae. Gene Ontology annotation, molecular function: protein serine/threonine kinase activity; ATP binding.
CAACCUAGAACGUUAUCUUUUCUGUCUGAGGCUGAGCAUUGAAGUGAUAGCCAAAAGACACUUAUCAGAACACAUACCUGAAGAAGGUUAAUAAUAAUCCCACUGAAGCUAGCCAGACACAACUGUAGUCUGUACAGUUCAGGAGUUUAUAGGCUUCAGCACUUUUCAAUCUUCAAGUUUGAAUGCUACCCUUUCCAAAAACUGUGAUACCCUAAUUGAAAGUGGAAACUCGUUGAUGGAGAAACUGAAAUCAUCUGCUAAUUAUGACCCUGGUGCCAGCAGUGAUGAACCAGGUUCAUUUCCAAUAUUCAAACUCUCAGAGACUCAGCAUGAAGAUGAAGCAGGAAAUGUUUCCAAGCAAGAUAGAGCUUCGGUAAAAGCUCCCUCUAACUCUGGAACCAGCAGUAGUAGUAGCAAACCUGUGAACAAGUGGAUGGCAUUUGAUAAGAAACCUGAUGAUGUUGAUGAUGCAACUACAAAGGGUCCUCCUUCAGCUAAAAACAUGUUGAAAGACAGUGAAGAAGCAAUCAUAGAAGAGAGAGCUGCUGAGUGGGGUCUUGUGGUGAACUCAGGAAAUUUCAAAGCAGCAGUAGUAGAGGCUAGUAACUCUUUUGAGGGUGACAGGAGCAAAAACUUUUCAGAUAGGUUUGUUGAGUCAACAAGGACUUCUGGUGAAUCAAAUCGUGGGUCAGAGUCAUCAUCAGGGUUGUUUCCAAGGGUAUCACAGGAGUUGAAGGAAGCAUUGGGUUCUCUGCAACAGACAUUUGUUGUCUCAGAUGCAACCAAACCAGAUUGUCCAAUCAUGUUUGCCAGCAGUGGAUUUUUCACCAUGACUGGUUAUUCUUCAAAGGAGAUUAUUGGAAAGAAUUGCCGAUUUCUUCAGGGGCCUGAAACAGACCAGAAUGAAGUGGCAAAAAUUCGUGAUGCAACUAAAAAUGGGAAGAGUUAUUGUGGCAGGCUUUUAAACUACAAGAAAGAUGGAACUCCUUUUUGGAAUCUUCUCACUGUAACUCCCAUCAAGGAUGACCAUGGAAAGACUAUCAAAUUCAUUGGAAUGCAGGUUGAGGUGAGCAAGUUCACAGAAGGCGUGAAUGAAAAGGCGCUACGACCAAAUGGAUUGCCGAAGUCCUUAAUUCGUUAUGAUGCUCGUCAAAAGGAGAGAGCUAUGGGUUCCAUCACUGAGGUUGUCCAAACUGUUAAGAACCCAAAAUCGACUAUUCGGGCUAAGAAUGAUGACACUUCCACCAAGCAUGAAGAGAAAGAGAAAAUGAAUUAUGAUUUUGCUCUUCCAAAGCUUGUUGAAACUGGGAUUACUAGCACACCUAGCAGACAAACUUCUUCAUUGAACUUUCAAGGUGAUCAUGUGUCAAGGGUGAGUUCUUAUGAGGGAAGGAGCAAGAUAUCAAGAAAAUCAGAAAAAGGUUUGAAAGGGAAAUCUAUGAGUUCUAUAGAGAGAGGUAAGGAGAGGCUGAUUGUUGAACCCGAGGUAUUGAUGACAAAGGAAAUCGAAGGGUUCAACAGGCGGGAGAGUGCACAAAGAGAGAGGGAUAUAAGGCAGGGGAUUGAUCUAGCAACCACAUUGGAGCGGAUAGAAAAGAACUUUGUGAUUUCUGAUCCUAGACUUCCAGAUAACCCAAUUAUAUUUGCAUCAGAUAGUUUUCUUGAACUUACAGAAUAUACAAGAGAGGAAAUUUUGGGUCGAAACUGCAGGUUUCUUCAAGGACCAGAAACCGAUCAGGCAACUGUUGAAAACAUUAGAGUUGCAAUCAGAGAACAAAAAGAAAUCACUGUUCAGUUGAUCAACUAUACUAAGAGUGGAAAGAAAUUCUGGAAUUUGUUUCACUUGCAACCUAUGCGUGACCACAAGGGUGAACUUCAAUACUUCAUUGGUGUUCAAUUAGAUGGAAGUGAUCAUAUAGAACCCUUAAGAAACCGCCUUUCUGAAGGAGCUGAGCAGCAAAGUGCCAAGUUGGUUAAAGCCACUGCAGAAAAUGUUGAUGAAGCUGUCCGAGAACUUCCUGAUGCCAACUUGAGACCAGAAGAUUUGUGGUCAAUUCAUUCUCAACCAGUCUCUCCGCGACCUCACAAAAAGGACCAUCCUUCUUGGUUAGCAAUACAGAAGAUUGCUGCAAAAGGUGAAAAAAUUGGACUGCAUCAUUUUUUGCCCAUCAGGCCAUUGGGUUGUGGAGACACUGGCAGUGUUCAUUUGGUGGAACUCCAAGGCACUGGGGAACUAUAUGCAAUGAAGGCAAUGGAAAAGGCUGCACUUCUAAAUCGUAAUAAGGUUCACCGAGCAUGUGUUGAACGAGAGAUUAUAUCAUUACUGGAUCAUCCUUUUCUUCCAACACUAUACACCUCAUUUCAGACUUCGACACAUGUUUGCUUGAUUACUGACUUUUGCGCCGGGGGAGAGUUGUUUGCAUUACUUGACAAGCAACCAAUGAAAAUUUUCAAUGAAGAAUCAUCAAGAUUCUAUGCAGCGGAGGUUGUCAUUGGUUUGGAAUAUCUCCACUGUUUAGGUAUAAUUUAUCGUGACUUAAAGCCUGAAAAUGUCUUACUUCAGAAAGAUGGCCAUGUUGUAUUAACUGAUUUUGAUCUAUCGUUUAUGACAUCUUGUAAACCCCAGGUUGUGAAGCACUCACUACCUGGUAAGAGAAGAUCACGGAGUCAACCGCCACCAACAUUCGUUGCAGAGCCAGAUACGCAGUCAAAUUCAUUUGUUGGGACUGAAGAAUAUAUUGCUCCUGAAAUUAUAACCGGAGCUGGGCAUUCUAGUGCUAUAGAUUGGUGGACCCUUGGUAUCUUGUUGUAUGAGAUGCUCUAUGGUCGGACACCUUUCAGAGGAAAGAAUAGACAGAAGACAUUUUCCAACAUCUUAUACAAGGAUCUUACCUUUCCAAGCAGCAUCCCGGUUAGUCUAGCAGCGAGGCAGUUGAUUAAUGCGCUAUUGCAAAGAGACCCAGCCAGUCGACUAGGGUCAACUACUGGAGCCAAUGAAAUCAAACAACAUCCUUUUUUCCGUGAAAUCAAUUGGCCUUUAAUCCGCAACAUGAGUCCACCCCCAUUAGACGUUCCUCUUCAAUUGAUAGGAAAAGAUCCUGUGGCAAAGAAUAUAAAUUGGGAAGAUGAUGGGGUGCUUGUUAGCUCCGUUGAUAUGGAUAUUUUUUGAAGGUUUUAUGCAAAAUUUCCCAGGAUGUUUUGUUAGUAUCACGCCUUACUCAUGCUAUAACAAUAGCUGCCAGUGAGAUAUUCAACUGCAAUAUGUCUAUCGAUUUGGUAUAGUCCAUUGUCAAUUUGUGAUCUGGCAAUAGAGAACUUUGAACCAGAUCUAAAUUGUGUAGGAGAUCAUCAUAAAACAAUCUUGUACAUUGAAUAAAGUCAGAUGUUUUACUUCUUGCGACAUGCUUCCUAGCUGUGCUCAUAGUGUAAACACCAAAUUUUAACCUCCCAAACUUUUUGUUUUGUUAAUUCAGUAGUGUUUCCAAGA